Molecule: messenger RNA, 3636 nt
Organism: Nanorana parkeri
Lineage: Eukaryota; Metazoa; Chordata; Amphibia; Anura; Dicroglossidae
Product: zinc finger protein 585A-like
Exons: 9
Coding region: 1-3636 (1211 amino acids)
Source: RefSeq, a predicted model, not a curated record
AUGUCGGGUGACAGCAGGCUGAGCGGAGCAGUGACGGUCGGCGGCUGGCAGGACACCAAGGCCUGUAGAGUUGAGGAACUGAACUGGAGUUUUCCUCCGGUGAAGUCUGGUGACUAUAUAACCAUCACAGUACCUUCACCUCAGACCAUGAAAACCAAGAGGAGCAAUGACAAGAAGAUCGUGGAGGCUGCUUACAAUCGUGCUGUUGUAGUAGAGAUAAAAGAAGAAGAGGAGGAGGUUGGUUUGAUGGAGGAGUUCUCAGAAGGACACAAAGACCUCUUCGGGGACAUCAUAAUGGAGCCAUUCAGAGAUCACAGAGGCGAGGGUCUAUACUCCUGUUUGGGGUGCGGGAAAUCAUUCAGGACAAAAGUUGAACUUCAUAUACAUCUCCGAUCCCAUACCAGUGUAACUUUUACAUGUUCUGAGUGCGGGAAAUCUUUUAAUAAGGAAAUAGAUUUUUUUGCACACCAGAGAAUUCACACGGGUGAAGAUCCUUACUCCUGUCCAGAGUGCGGGAAAUUUUUUACUGAUAAAAAUAAGCUGCAUCUACAUCAGAAAACUCACACAGGAGAUCAUCCUUUUUCAUGUUCAGAGUGCGGAAAAUGUUUCACCGGGAAAAGCAUACUUCAAACACACCAGAGAAUUCACACGGGUGAGCGACCAUUUUUAUGCCCACAGUGUGGGAAAAGUUUCACUCAGAAAGUAUGCCUUCUUUCACACCAGAGGCUUCACACUAGUGAGCGCCCUUUUUCAUGUUCAGAGUGCAGGAAAUCUUUUACCCGUAAAGGAGCCCUUGUUAAACACCAGAGAAUUCACACGGGCGAGCGACCUUAUUCGUGUUCAGAGUGUGGGAAAAGUUUCAUUGAGAAAAGUGUACUCCUUUCACACCAGAGAAUUCACACGGGUGAGCGUCCGUUUUUAUGCACAGAGUGUGGGAAAAGCUUCACUCAGAAAGGAAGCCUUAUUAUACACCAAAGGCUCCACAAAAGCGAGAGACCUUUCUCUUGUUCAGAGUGCGGGAGAGCUUUCACUGUGAAAGCCAAGUUUCUUGCCCACCAGAGAAGUCACACAGACCACAGUCCCUAUUCUUGCUCAGACUGCGGGAAAUCUUUCAACCUGAAAGCCCAACUCGUUGCACAUCAGAAAAGCCACACGGGCAAGCAUCCUUUUUCCUGUUCAGAGUGCGGGAUCUGUUUCUCGGAUAAGGCAAACCUUCUCAGGCACGAGAGAAGUCACUCAAGUGAGCGGCCUUUUCCAUGUUCUAAGUGCGGGAAAGGUUUUACACGUAAAGAAAAUCUUAUUAGACAUCAGAGUACACACAGCUGUUCUCCCUUCAGCGGGUGUGAAGGCAAGUCAGAAGAUACUGAGAAAAGACAGAAUAGAGGUGGACAGAGACCAGAGAAUAUCCGGGAGACAGGCGAAAGGUCAGGGCUGGCAGCAGACAGGAGAAUCCGAGAGGCAAGGUUGGGGGUCGAUAGACAGAAGGUCAACCGAAGGAAACAGGAAGCAGAACCGGGGCAAAGGCACAGCCGGGCGCUUCGGGGUGACGGGGGCGAUUCACAGGCAAAGGAAGCUGGUCUGAGAAGAGAUCACAGAGGUGGGGAUCCAUUCUCAUGUUUAGGAUGUGGAAAAUCUUUCAUUGAAAACAAAAACAUUUCUGCACACCAGAGGAAUCGCACCAGGGAGCGUCCUUUUUCCUGUUCAGAGUGUGGAAAAUGUUUCACUCGGAGAGGAACACUAUACAAGCACAAGAUAAUUCACACAGGUGAGCGUCCCUAUUCAUGUUCACAGUGCGGGAAAUCUUUCACUUAUAAAGGAGACCUUGUUAGACAUCAGAGAAUUCACAUGGGUGAACGUCCUCAUUUAUGUUCAGAGUGCGGGAAAACCUUCACUUAUAAAGGAGACCUUGUUAGGCACCAGAAAAUUCACACAGGUGAACAUCCUUAUUCAUGUUCAGAGUGCGGGAAAUGUUUUGCUAAGAAAGAUCACCUUGUUACACACCAAAGAAUUCACACCGGUGAACGUCCUUAUUCAUGUUCAGAGUGCGGGAAAUCUUUCACUUAUAAAGGAGACCUUGUUAAACACCAGAGACUUCACACGGGUGAGCGUCCUUUUUCAUGUUCAGAGUGCGGGAAAUCUUUCAAUUAUAAAGGAGACCUUGUUAAACACCAGAGAAUUCACACGGGUGAGCGUCCUUAUUCAUGUUUAGAGUGCGGGAAAUCUUUCAAUUAUAAAGGAACUCUUAUUAAGCACCAGAGAAUUCACACGGGUGAGCGUCCUCAUUCAUGUUCACAGUGUGGGAAAAGUUUCACUUAUAAAGGAGACCUUGUUAAACACCAAAAAAUUCACACGGGUGAACGUCCUUUUUCAUGCUCAGAGUGCGGGAAUGCCUUCACUUAUAAACGAAACCUUGUUAUGCACCAGAGAAUUCACAUGGGUGAGGGUCUGUUUACGUGUUCAGUGUGCGGGAAAUCUUUCAUUGAAAAGAAAACUCUUCUUGUACACCAGAGAAGUCACACCGCUGAGAGGCCUUUUCCAUGUGCAGAGUGCGGAAAAUUCUUUAUACAGAAAUCCACUCUUCUUUUACACCAGAGAAGUCACACUGGUGAGCGUCCUUUUUCCUGUUCAGAGUGUGGGAAGAGUUUCACUCAUAAAGGAGACCUUGUUAAACACCAGAGAUUCCACACAGGUGAGCGCCCCUUUUCAUGUCCAGAGUGCAGGAAAUCAUUCACUCGUAACGGAGAUCUUGUUAAACACCAGAGAAGUCACACGGGUGAGCGCCCCUUUUCAUGUUCAGAGUGCGGGAAAAGUUUCUCCCAUAAAGGAGACCUUGUUAAACACCAGAGAAGUCACACAGGUGAGCGCCCUUUUUCAUGUUCAGAGUGCGGGAAAUCUUUCACUCACAAAGUAGUACUUGUUAACCACCAAAGAAUUCACUCGGGUGAGCGCCCUUAUUCAUGUUCAAAGUGUGGGAAAAGUUUCAGUCAGAAAGGAAGCCUUGUUGCACACCAAAAAACUCACACAGGUGAGCGGCCUUAUUGCUGUUCAGAGUGUGGGAAAUGCUUUGCACUGAAAAAUGCUCUUCUUACACACCAGAGGAUUCACACAGCUGAGGGUCCUUACCGUUGUACAGAGUGCGGCACAUGUUUUUCUGUGAAAGGAAACCUUCUUACACAUCAGAGAACUCACACGAAAGAGCGGCCUAUUUCCUGUUCAGAAUGGGAGAAAAAUUGCUCUGAAAAAGGAACACUACUGGUAAAUAAGAGAUUUCACACUGGUGAGCGACCUUAUUCCUGUUCAGAGUGCGGGAAAUCUUUCAAAGAAAGCCAAAACCUUCUUAGGCACCAGAGAAUUCACACGGGCGAGCGGCCUUAUAGCUGUUCAGAGUGCGGGAAAAGUUUUGCUCAGAAAAACACCCUUGUUGUACACCAGAGAAUUCACACAGGUGAGGGUCCUUUCCGUUGUACAGAGUGCGGCAAAUGUUUUUCCGUGAAAGGAAACCUUGUUACCCACCUGAGAAUUCACACGGGGGAGCGUCCUUAUUCAUGUCCAGACUGUGGUAAAUCUUUCAGACAGAAUCAAGCCUUUGUUAGACACCAGAGAAUUCAUUCUGAUAAGCGUCCUUUCUCAAGUUGA